Molecule: messenger RNA, 1145 nt
Organism: Peromyscus maniculatus bairdii (prairie deer mouse)
Lineage: Eukaryota; Metazoa; Chordata; Mammalia; Rodentia; Cricetidae
Gene: Pmf1
Product: polyamine modulated factor 1
Biological process (GO): chromosome segregation
Cellular component (GO): MIS12/MIND type complex
Source: RefSeq, a predicted model, not a curated record
AGUGAUGGGCAUUCCCUCGCCUCCAAUCAGAGGUCCUGGUGGGAGGGGCUGCAGGAACAAUUCAUUUUGGCGGUUCAAUUUCAACAUGGCUGAGGUGAGCCACGGAGAUGAGGCCGUGGAGAGGGGGCCUGAGGCCUCAUCUCCGGAGUCCGUGCCAGUUGACACGACCAUCUCCAGGGUGAAACUCCUCGACACCAUAGUGGACACUUUCCUCCAGAAACUAGUCGCCCCCAGGAGCCUUGCCAUCACGGGCAGUUACUGGAUACGACAUCAGACUCCACACCAUCUUCCGGCCUUGGUCUUAUCUCUACUCUCCAGUCCAUGUGGUCUCAUCAUGUCCUGCUGCUCACCAAGCUUCGAGAGGUUCACCGACUGUUACCAACACUUCCACCAGUUGGAUCCUGGGGUGACGCGGAGUGUCUAUGACAAGUUUGUGGCUCAGUUACAGACAUCCAUCCGGGAGGAAAUCUCAGAAAUAAAAGAGGAAGGCAACCUGGAAGCUGUCCUCAACUCCCUGGAUAAGAUCGUAGAAGAAGGCAAAGCCCACGGAGAGCCAGCCUGGCGACCCAGUGGGACCCCGGAGAAGGACCUGUGCAGUGCCAUGGCACCCUACUUCCUGCAGCAAAGAGACACCCUGUGCCGCCGGGUGCGGAAGCAGGAGGCCAAGAACCAGGACCUGGCCGACGCUGUCCUAGCCGGGCGCAGGCAGGUGGAGGAACUGCAGCAGCAGGUCCAGGCCCUCCAGCAGGCUUGGCAGGCUCUUCACAGCGAGCAGAAGGAACUGCUGUCAGUGCUGAGGGCACCUGAGUGAGGAGCCGUUGGGCCCCAGAGCAGAGGGCAGUCAUGGUCUUGUGGGAGUCCCGUGGAUCCAGCUCCCCAUUCCCACUGCUUAGGUUCUGGCGGGGUCACCCACACUGCCUUCAGACUCCUGCCGCCGUCCCACCCUGGGCAUCAGACACCAGCUUUGUCUCCUGGAGUUGCAAUCAGCAUUGCCCCACACCCUCCUUCCGGUUGGUUCCCCAGCCCCCUGCACUGGACGGGAUAGUGUUUUCAGGAUGCUCUGAUUGCCGCCUUGCUGGCCAGCCCAAGGGCCCUUGCCAUGUUCUCCCCACAUCUGUAAAUAAACUUCCUCUCCGGCACUGUAA